GUAAGAGAAAGGCAGCUAAACCCAAUAAAUAAAAAAAUUGUCUUUAACCCUCUCAUCUCUCUCUCCUUUUUGAUAAAAAAAAAGAUCUGAUUUUUAUAUUCUUUCCGGUAAAGGUUCUUCUGGGUUUGCCCGCUUCUUUAGUCAGAAUACCAAAAGUCCAUCAGAAGCAUCGUAAAAAAUCGAAACUUUGCUUGUAGUUCUCUUCGCAAUUUUUCUUUAUUUCUUCGCAGAAAUGAUGCAAUACCAGAGAUUAAUCAAAAAAGGGGAAAAGCUUAGAGUUACUGUUGAAGAAGAUGGUUCCGGAGCCACCGCUGUCUCCGUAGCGAGCGGUGGCUACUUGAAAAGAGUCAAUCAGAAGAUUCUAUUGAUUAUCUUUCUCUCUUUCCUCUUUUGCUGUUACAUCUUCAGCUUCUCCUCUUUCUCUCUUCUAGGUGCUUUUAGCAGAGAAAGUGUAGGAUUUGGUCCUUAUGAACCAUUCAUUGCUCCUCUAUGUUCAGGAAUCUCCAAUGGAACAAUUUGUUGUGACAGAAACGGUUUUAGAUCAGACAUUUGUAUCAUGAAAGGAGAUGUUAGAACACACUCUGCUUCUUCAUCAGUCUUCCUCUUCACUUCCCUCAAAAACAAGUCCAAAAUCCCUGAAAAGAUGAAACCUUACACAAGAAAAUGGGAAACAAGUGUUAUGGAAACAGUUCAAGAGCUCAAUCUCGUUUACAGAGAUGACAAUUCUUCGCUCUCUGGUGACGAACAUAACACCAUCUAAGAUGUAGUUUAUGAUGUCCCUGCAGUGUUUUUCUCCACUGGUGGUUAUACCGGAAACGUGUACCACGAAUUCAACGACGGAAUCAUCCCUUUUUCCAUCACUUCACAGCAUUUCAACAAGAAGGUUGUGUUUGUGAUCGUUGAGUAUCAUCGUUGGUGGGUUAUGAAAUACGGAGAUAUUGUUUCUCAGCUCUCCGAUUAUCCUCCGGUGGACUUCAGUAGCGACAAUAGAACUCACUGUUUCAAGGAAUCUAUCGUGGGGUUAAAGAUUCACGACGAGUUAACUGUUGAUCCAUCGUUGAUGCUUGGUAACAAAACGAUUCUUGAUUUCAGAAAUGUGCUGGAUCGAGCGUAUUGGCCUCGUAUCCGUGGAUUGAUUCAAGACGAGGCAGCGAACAAGACCGGUAAAAGGUUUCAAGAACUCGGUUUAAAAAAACCAAAGUUGGUGAUUCUGUCGAGAAACGGAUCAAGGGAGCUACUCAAUGAGAAUCUUUUGGUGGGUUUAGCUGAGGAUAUUGGUUUCUUUGUCGAGGUUUUGAGACCGGACAAAACAACCGAGCUGGCCAAGAUAUAUCGAUGUUUGAACUCUAGCGACGUGAUGAUCGGUGUUCAUGGAGCUGCGAUGACACAUUUGCUUUUCUUGAAACCGAGAACGGUUUUUAUACAGAUUAUACCAAUAGGAACCGAGUGGGCAGCUGAGACUUACUAUGGAGAACCAGCCAAGAAGCUGAGGUUGAAGUACAUUGGGUACAAGAUUAAACCGAACGAGAGCUCCUUGUAUGAUGAGUAUGGCAAAGAUGAUCCGAUAAUACGAGAUCCAAAGAGCUUUACUCGAAAAGGAUGGGAUUACACCAAGAAGAUGUAUCUCGAGCGCCAGAACGUGAAGCUCGACUUGAAAAGAUUCAGGAAACCGUUGUCUCGUGCCUAUGAUUUCUCGAUUAAGCGAAUUGGACCGGUGUAUAGUAGUUACUAACCGGAUGUAACCAUUUAA
Messenger RNA from Eutrema salsugineum, 1750 nucleotides. RefSeq names its product EGF domain-specific O-linked N-acetylglucosamine transferase. Lineage: Eukaryota; Viridiplantae; Streptophyta; Magnoliopsida; Brassicales; Brassicaceae. The record is from RefSeq and is a predicted model, not a curated record. The transcript has 3 exons. Gene Ontology annotation, molecular function: glycosyltransferase activity.